UCCUCGACUGAACGCUAAUCUACAACAAUCCCAGAGUAAGAAAGAAAAACAGUAUCCGGAAAUCGGAACCAUGUCUUCGUGCGCCACUUUUAUCUUCCUUUUCCUUUUUUCCCUUCUCACUUGCUUCAGAGUUUCUUCUCAAAACCUUUCUCUCUUAUACUAUUUUUGUCCAAAUACGACAACGUAUUCAAGAAACAGCACUUACUACACCAAUCUCAAAACCCUUUUGGCUUCCUUUUCUUCCCCCAACGCUUCAUACUCCACCGGUUUCCAAAAUGGUAAGGCGGGUCAAGCUCCCGAUACGGUCACCGGACUUUUCCUAUGCCGCGGGGAUGUCUCGCCGGAAAGUUGCCGUAACUGCGUGGCCUCUGCCGUCAACGAAUCCUUAACUCGGUGUCCGAAUCAGAGCGAGGCCGUGCUCUAUUACGAUGAGUGUACGCUCAGAUACUCUCAAAGGAAUAUUCUCUCCACCCUGAGAACCGAUGGUGGAUAUACCUUGCCUAACCUCAAUAAUAUUCCACGUAAUCAGCAAGAGCGGUUCAGAGAUUUGGUUUUGUCCACCCUGAACCAAGCGGCAACCAAAGCAGUAGCUAGCUCCCGAAAAUUCGAUGCGAGAAAAGUCAACUUUACUGCGUUGCAGAGUUUGUACGGACUUGUUCAGUGCACUCCUGAUUUGACGAGUCAGGACUGUUUCCGUUGUCUGCAAACGUCCAUCAAUCAAUUACCCACUGAAAGAAUUGGGGCAAGACUUCUUUUGCCUAGCUGUGGUUCAAGAUACGAGCUUUACCCGUUUUACAACGAAUCUGCCGUUAGAACAUAAACCAUCUCUUGAUGUGGAUAAUACACAACGCAUCGACGAAUACAAACCACCUAAAACCCAUCUAGACCGUCAUAUGCAUCUCACUUCCACAUGUUCAUUUUAUUUCAAUGAUCAAAUAAAAUUUUGGUCUAUGUUUUUGGACAAAACCCACGUUUCUAUUUCCUUGUGGUUGAGUUUGUAGGAGUUGAACUCCAUUAUUAUUAUUAUUAUUAUUAUUUUUUUUU
This is a messenger RNA of Raphanus sativus (radish), 1044 nucleotides long. Its product is annotated as putative cysteine-rich receptor-like protein kinase 9. The transcript has a single exon. The record is from RefSeq and is a predicted model, not a curated record. NCBI's taxonomy places the organism in Eukaryota, Viridiplantae, Streptophyta, Magnoliopsida, Brassicales, Brassicaceae. The coding region runs from base 71 to 820 and encodes 249 amino acids.